ACUCGGCACACGCCACGACAUCCAUUCCCGAAUCCAAAAUCACGGUAGCACAGUGACACCCUACAAUUGUCAAAAGGCGCAGUCCAGGUGUAGAAAAAGGGGAAAGAAAAGGCACGUUUGGAAAGAGCAAAGAGGCGCCGAGGAGAAAGCGGGGUGGGCGUGGGCGAGUCCGGGCCUGGGAUUUAGGCGAGGCGAGGCGAGCACGCCGGGUUCCUCGUGUCGUCAAAGCGGAGUCCCACCGCAGCUAGCAGGCCUCGGCGGCGCUAGUGGAGCCGUUCCCCCGAAUUCCGCGCCCCCGCGUGCUCCGCGCUUGGGGGCGAUGACGGGGACGCGGGAGCUGCUCCUCGUCCUCUGCCUCCUCGGCGCCGGCAUGGCCGUCGGCGACGCGCAGCCUCCGCCCUCGCCGCCGCCGGCGCCUCCGCCGCCGCCGCAGCCGACGCCGUUCGGGCGCACCAUGUCGACGUUCAUCACGGUUGCCAUCAGCGUCUUCUUCUUCCUGCUCUUCGUCUGCGCCUACGUCAACCAGUGCCGCCUCGCGGACCCCGGCGCGCACGGGGAGGCGGCGGCGGCGGCGGCCGCGGGCGCCGGGGGGCCGUCCAGGAGGGGGAAGCGCGGGCUGGACCCCGCGGUGGUGGCCACGUUCCCCAUCGUGUCCUACAGGGAGGUGGUGGCGCACAAGAUCGGCAAGGGCGUGCUCGAGUGCGCCGUGUGCCUGACGGAGUUCGAGGACGACGACGACCUCCGCCUGCUGCCGCACUGCUCCCACGCCUUCCACCCGGAGUGCAUCGACCCCUGGCUGCAGUCGCGGGUCACCUGCCCGCUCUGCCGCGCCAACCUAGAGAAGCCGGCUCCGGUUCCGGCAACGCCACCGGCGCCCCCGUCGCCGCAGGAGCAGCGCCAGCCCUCGCCGCCGACGGAGGCCGUGGCGAUUCCGGUGCUGGACGAGGGCUCGGAGGAGGAGGACAGCGACGAGGACGACCGGAAGGAGGAGGCCAUCGAGCUCGAGAUGCUGCGCAGCGCGCGCCGCGCGGCGAGGAUGCCGCGGUCGCACUCGACGGGCCACUCGCUCUUCGCGGCGGCGGCCGCCGCGGCGGAGGAGGGCGACCACGAGAGGUUCACGCUGCGGCUGCCGGAGCACGUGCGGGAGCAGGUGCUCCGGUCCCGCCGCCUGCGGCACGCCACCAGCCUGAUCAACCUCUCCGACAUGAGCUCCGAGGGCAGCUCCCGAGGCGGACGGAGCCUGGGAGGAGCAGGAGGUGGAGGAAGCUUCGGCAACGGCGGCGGCGGGAGCAGCCACGGCGGGCGCCGGUGGCAGUCGUUCCUGGCCCGGACGGUCUCGUGGGCGCGAGGCGGCGGCGACGGCUCGGUGCGGAAGGGGUGGGACGGGUCCACGAGGAGGGGAAGGGACGACGGCGAGUCCAGCAGGAAGGGCUCGGCCACGCCGCCGCCGGCGGGCCGGCCGUGACCGCCGCCUCCGCGGGACCGCGAGUGCGCUUCACUGUAAAAUUCGACAAGUUUGUGGUUCUUUUUUUUCCUAAUCAUUUGUAUUUAUUUAUGUUUAGGGAUAUUUGGCGAUAGCGUGAUAGCGGCCUGAAUUUCGCCAACUUUUCUAGCUUUGGUUUACUUUUGCAUAUCGGCGAAUUGUUUGGUCGGUAGGUUUCGUGGGAUCGAAAAUUGACAAGGAGAGUGAUCGGUUCAGAGAACUGUGGAGGGUUCUCACUUCU
Messenger RNA from Panicum hallii, 1724 nucleotides. Its product is annotated as E3 ubiquitin-protein ligase ATL6-like. The coding region runs from base 320 to 1465 and encodes 381 amino acids. Lineage: Eukaryota; Viridiplantae; Streptophyta; Magnoliopsida; Poales; Poaceae. The record is from RefSeq and is a predicted model, not a curated record. The transcript has a single exon.